AUGGAUACCAAAGAUGAUGGUAUUUCUAGAUCCAUAGUAGAGGCUUCACCAGCUCAUUACAUAAUGAAAAUACAAUCAUUUUCACUCCUCACUAAAAAUUCUAUUGAGAGAUAUGAAUCCGGUAUAUUUGAAGCUGGAGGUCUUAAAUGGAAGUUAGUUUUGUACCCAAGUGGAAACAAGAGCAAGAAUGUAAAGGAUCAUAUUUCACUAUACUUAGUGUUGGAAGAAUCAAGCUCACUUUAUCCUGGUUGGGAAAUUUAUGUAAAUUUUAAGUUGUUUUUGUUUGAUCACAACAAUGACAACUACCUAGUUGUCCAAGAUGCUGCGAAAAAGGAAAGAAGAUAUCAUAGAAUGAAACUAGAAUGGGGUUUUGAUCAAUUUAUUCCUCUCAAGGAUUUCAAUCUUGGCUCUAAAGGUUAUCUGGUAGAUGAUAUAUGUGCAUUUGGAGCAGAGGUCUUCAUUUGCAGGGAAAGAAACACGGGUAAAGGUGAAUCUUUGACAAUGAUGAAGGAUGCCUUGCCCUACAAGCAUGUCUGGGAGAUCAAGGACUUCUCAAAGUUGGAUUCAGAAUGUUGUGACUCUGAACCAUUCAAUGUUGGAAACUUCAAGUGGCAGAUAAAACUUUAUCCCAAAGGAAGAGGCAUUGAAUUGGGCAAACAUCUUGCUUUAUACCUAACUUUAGUUAACCCAACAGCCCUUUCACCAGGCUCCAAAAUAUAUACACAGAGUACGCUACGCAUAUUUGAUCAAAAGCAUGGCAAACAUCAAAUUGGGAAAGAUAUUAACUGGUUUAGUGCCUCAAGUCACGAACAUGGUUUUUUAAGAUUUCUUUUGAUAAGUAAUUUCAUCAGUCAAUACUCUGGGUUUCUGGUGAAGGACACUUGCUAUGUAGAUGUCGAGGUUACAGUUCUUGGAGUGGUUGAUGUCUUGUCCUGA
Molecule: messenger RNA, 936 nt
Organism: Lathyrus sativus (Indian pea)
Lineage: Eukaryota; Viridiplantae; Streptophyta; Magnoliopsida; Fabales; Fabaceae
Source: the annotation of a GenBank genome assembly